Solanum pennellii is the source of this 1290-nucleotide messenger RNA. Its product is annotated as E3 ubiquitin-protein ligase SINAT5. Gene Ontology annotation, cellular component: cytoplasm. The record is from RefSeq and is a predicted model, not a curated record. The coding region runs from base 110 to 1111 and encodes 333 amino acids. The transcript has 3 exons. Lineage: Eukaryota; Viridiplantae; Streptophyta; Magnoliopsida; Solanales; Solanaceae. Gene Ontology annotation, biological process: ubiquitin-dependent protein catabolic process; multicellular organism development. Gene Ontology annotation, molecular function: protein binding; ubiquitin protein ligase activity; zinc ion binding.
CAACGAAAACCCCUCAAUAAUUCCACAAAAUUUACUCAAAAAGAGGAUUUGUUAUCAUCAGUUCUUGAUUUUGAUUGAAUCAAGAAUUGAAUACAUUUUUGUUGAAUGAAUGGAGUUUGAUAGCAUUGAAUGUGUAUCAUCUUCUGAUGGUAUAGAGGAAGAUGAGAUUCCACAACUUCAUCCACAUAUCAUUCGUUCUCAGUUUUCGUCCUCAAAGACGACGACCCACAAGAACAACAACGGAAGCAGUAUCUUGUGUGAAGGAAAUAAUGGGGGAAUUGCAAUUCAUCCAGCGACUAGCGUUCAUGAGCUUCUUGAAUGCCCUGUUUGUACCAAUUCUAUGUACCCUCCAAUCCAUCAGUGUCAUAAUGGGCACACUAUCUGUUCAACAUGUAAAGCCAGGGUACACAACCGAUGUCCCACUUGUAGACAGGAGCUUGGUGAUAUCAGAUGUUUAGCAUUGGAAAAGGUGGCUGAAUCACUUGAGCUACCUUGUAAAUUUGGGUCUCUUGGAUGUCCUGAAAUAUUUCCUUAUUACAGUAAGCUGAAACAUGAGGCUGCCUGUAAUUUUAGACCAUACAACUGCCCGUAUGCUGGGUCAGAGUGUGCAGCUGUUGGUGAUAUUCCUUAUUUGGUUACUCAUUUGAGGGAUGAUCACAAGGUGGACAUGCACUCUGGAUGCACUUUUAACCAUCGCUAUGUCAAAUCUAAUCCCCGAGAAGUGGAAAAUGCUACGUGGAUGUUAACAGUUUUCAAUUGUUUUGGUCAGUACUUUUGUCUCCAUUUCGAAGCAUUUCAGCUUGGAAUGGCUCCCGUUUACAUGGCGUUCCUCCGUUUUAUGGGAGACGAGACAGAUGCACAAAACUACACCUACAGCCUGGAAGUAGGGGGAAACGGAAGGAAGCUUAUCUGGGAGGGUACACCCCGAAGCAUAAGAGACAGUCAUAGGAAAGUUAGGGAUAGCCAUGAUGGUCUCGUUAUCCAACGUAACAUGGCCCUUUUCUUCUCCGGAGGAGACAGAAAGGAGCUCAAGCUAAGGGUCACUGGAAGAAUAUGGAAGGAACAACAGAAUCCAGACGAAGGAGCAUGCAUACCAAAUCUCUGUAGUUAAAUGCUGCUUGCAUUUUUAUCUAUUGGGUUUUGUUAUUCUUGCCUGUCCUAUGUUCUGUAUUUUUGGCUUAAUGGCACUGUUUCUUUCCUAAUGUCAUAAGUAAAUUCAGAUUCCCCAUAAUAUGUAUGAGAAAAAGCUUAAGUUGUUGUUAUCCAUCAAUUAAUAAGUUUUCUUGUCAA